UAUUUUUCAGUUAAAAUGUCGCCAAUUGGUAUCUAUGUUUUCGCAUUUGUGAUUUUCGUUUAUGUUGCUCAUUGGAUUUUCAGGUGGCGGAAUCCUCCUUGUAAAGGCAGGCUUCCUCCCGGUUCGAUGGGCUUGCCGCUCAUCGGAGAGACUAUUCAGUUCUUCAUUCCAAGCAAGUCUCUCGACAUGCCUGUUUUUAUGAAAAAUAGAAUCAAAAAGUACGGGCCAAUGUUCAAGACAAGCUUGGCAGGACGACCGGUAGUAGUGUCAUCGGAUGCUGAUUUCAAUCAUUUUAUUCUUCAGCAAGAAGGAAAGUUGGUGGAACUGUGGUAUUUGGAUUCAUUUGCUGAGCUUCUUGGCCAAAAUGGUUCUCUUAAAGAGGGAUUUGUUGGAUAUUUACAUAAGCAUAUAAAGAAAAUAGUUUCAGAGCAUUUUGGUCCUGAAAGACUUAAAUCAAAGCUCCUUCCUCAAUUGGAAGACAUGGUUAAUAAAUCGUUGCAUGCUUGGUCUAAGCAAGAUUCUAUUGAAGUCAAACAUGCAAGUUCCACGAUGAUAUUAGAUUUCACUUCAAAGUUACUCUUCAGUUAUGAUUCUGAACAAAAAGGAGAAAGUCUAAGUGAAACUUUUGCAAGCUUUAUAGAAGGCCUAUUUUCUUUUCCUCUGAAUAUUCCAGGCACAACCUUUCACAAGUGUAUGCAGAAUCAGAAGAGUAUUCUGAAGAUAAUAAGAGAAACAAUGGUGGAAAGAGGAGAUUAUGGUGAAACAAGUAGAGGGGAUUUUCUGGACAGUCUAAUAGAAGACCUAAAAGCUGAGAAUAGUUUAUUAACAAACGAUCUUAUAACUUUUGUCAUCUUUGCACUUCUACUCGCCACCUCUGAGACAAUUCCUUCUACUCUAACUCUGGCCAUUAAGUUACUCACCGAACAUCCUCUCAUCAUGCAAGAAUUAGUGAGGGAAAACGAGGAGAUUCUUGUCAACAGGGAAAACAAAGAAACUGGUUUAACAUGGAAGGAAUAUAAAUCCAUGACUUUCACCAUGCAUGUGAUUAAUGAAGCACUUCGGAUGAGCGGUUCAAUUGGUAUAUUAAGGAGAACAAAGGAAGACAUUUAUACAAAUGGAUAUACUAUUCCGAAAGGCUGGACAAUUAUGAUUGUUCCAUCUUCUCUCCACCUGAAUCCAGAUAUUUAUAAAGACCCCCUUGCCUUCGAUCCAUGGCGAUGGAAGGAAUUAGGGCCAAAUGUUCGUGCAAAACAUUUCAUCCCAUUUGGCGGAGGAAUGAGGUCAUGCGGCGGAGCAGAAUUCAGUAAGGUAUUGAUUGCGGUGUUUCUGCAUGUCUUUGUGACCAAAUACAGGUGUAGUAAUGUCAAGGAUGGAGAAAUUGUCAGAACUCCAAUGUUAGGGUUUGGAGAUGGACAGUACAUUAAGGUUUCAAAAAAAACACAGUCUGAAUAAAGAAAGGCGGGUAACUUUUCUUGGCACUUCUUCAAUUAUUGUCUCUCUUUUACUAUAAUCCAUUAGCUUUAAUUCAUAAUUAUAUGUUUCUUAAUUUCUAUUUUUUAUCAUUAUUAUCUUUGAUCUCACUCCGACUCUAUUUUUAUCGAAAUUUAAUGAUGCGGCGGUCAAUUUGAGUUAUAUAAAUCAUAUUAAUAACUUCAUUUGAAAAUUUGUCGGUUGGAAAUAUGACUCCAACUAGCCGAUGCGUCAUAAUUUUUUGAUGAAAAUGGGGAUGGAAUGAAGGUAGAGAUAAAAGUGAUAUAAGAUAAAAAUUGAAAAGGAAUAUAGUAUGAAUUUAAAAUUUAGUAAUUAUAGUGAAAGAGAGAUGAAAUUUGAAGGGAUUGUCAAAUAAAAUUAGCCAAGAAAGACAGAUGUAUAUUAUGCAAUGACACAUUCAAAAUUUUCAUAUUUCAUAAACAUGAUAUGGUUGGCAAGAUGUGUAAUAUAUUAGAUAUGCUUUUACAAGAAAAAAAAAUAUAUUUAUAUAUACCUCAAGUCGCAUUUAUUGUGAAAUGU
Mercurialis annua (annual mercury) is the source of this 2010-nucleotide messenger RNA. RefSeq names its product beta-amyrin 16-alpha-hydroxylase CYP87D16-like. Gene Ontology annotation, molecular function: monooxygenase activity; heme binding; iron ion binding. The record is from RefSeq and is a predicted model, not a curated record. The coding region runs from base 16 to 1452 and encodes 478 amino acids. Gene Ontology annotation, biological process: sterol metabolic process. The transcript is spliced from 9 exons. Lineage: Eukaryota; Viridiplantae; Streptophyta; Magnoliopsida; Malpighiales; Euphorbiaceae.